CGGCGGCGGCAGUGGUUGCGGCGGCUGCAUCCCCGGCUCUAGCCCCGGUCCGGGCCCCGGCCCUCUCCACGCCCCGGCACUCUGUCUCCUCCCCUCGCCCGCCCUCUCGCACCCUCCACGCCGGGCAGCCGCUGCCAACGGCCCCUGCUACGCACUUUGGCCCGAGUUGGCAGCGGAUAAAAGGGGUCUGAGGAAAUCCAGGACACUGUCCCCGGGCGUCAGCUGGGGCCUUUAAAUCCUCACCACCGGAGAGGCUAGAGCAGAACGCGUCUGGGUCGUGGACGCGGACAGAGCUAGCUAGAAAGGCGAGAGCCGCCGAGAGCUGAGAGCGAGCCAAAGAACGGACGGACGAACGGGGCACUUGCCCGGCUUCGAGCGCAAAGCGGCGGCGGCGCGGUGCGGGACGGGGCGGGAAGCUGCGGGGUGGAGGGGCGGCCUGCGUUCUCGAAAAGCCCAAUCCUGAGUCCAAGUGCCUCCUCUCCUUCGGCAGCUCCAGUCCAAGAAGAGCGAGACCUGCUCCCGGAGAAUCCCGAUGCCGGCCCAUUUGCUACAGGAGGAGAUCUCUCCCUCCUACACUAUGACCACCACGACCACCAUCACAGCCCCUUCCUCCAGGGCUCUGCAGAACGGAGCAACCAAAGGAGCGUCAAAAGCACCCCUUGAGAAGGAUGAAGAGGGGAUCAGCUAUGAGAUGCGGGACGACAUGUUUGACCCCACUUAUCGGGAGAAGGAUGGUCCCAAACCCAAGUUCAUCUAUGUCUGGAGGAACAUCAUCCUGAUGGGCCUGCUUCACUUGGGAGCCGUGUAUGGGAUCUUCCUGCUGCCUUCCUCUCAUGUGUAUACCUUGCUCUGGGCAUUUGGGUACUACCUGGUCAGCGCCCUGGGCAUCACUGCUGGAGCCCACCGCCUCUGGAGUCACAGAACCUACAAGGCACGCCUGCCCCUCCGGAUCAUUCUGAUGAUCGCUAACACCAUGGCCUUCCAGAAUGACAUUUUCGAGUGGUCCAGGGACCACCGUGUCCAUCAUAAGUUCUCUGAGACAGAUGCUGAUCCCCAUAAUGCCCGCCGUGGGUUUUUCUUCUCCCAUGUGGGCUGGCUGCUAGUGCGCAAACACCCAGAUGUCAUUGAGAAGGGCCGUUUGCUUGACCUGUCCGAUCUGAAAUCUGAGAAGCUGGUGAUGUUCCAGAGGAGAUACUACAAGCCUGGCAUCCUCCUCAUGUGCUUCAUAUUCCCCACAUUCGUCCCCUGUUACUUCUGGGGAGAAAGUUUUACUCACAGCCUGUUUGUUGCCACCCUCCUACGGUAUGCUGUCGUACUGAAUGCCACCUGGCUGGUGAACAGCGCUGCUCAUAUGUAUGGCACCCGGCCCUAUGACAAGAACAUCAACCCCCGAGAGAAUAUCUUGGUGGCCCUUGGAGCUGUAGGUGAAGGCUUCCACAACUACCACCACACCUUCCCCUACGAUUACUCCGCCAGCGAAUACCGCUGGCACAUCAAUUUCACCACCUUCUUCAUCGACUGCAUGUGUCUCCUCGGCUUGGCGUACGACCGAAAGAAAGUCUCCAAGGCAGCCAUCGAGGCCAGAUGCGCCAGAACUGGUGAAGGGAGCUGGAAGGGCCGCUGAGGCCUCCCUCCCUACCCCCAGCAAGCCAGCAAGGCAGAGGUCUAAUGUUCUCUUUAUUAACUACUGAAUAAUGCUACCAGAUGCUAAAGAUGAUGAUUUUUUUAACCCAUUCCAAUACAGUAUUCCUUUACAAUGCAAAUGUAUUGAAAGCCAACAACUCUGCCUUUGUGAAUGCUGAGAUGAUCUCUCUUUUCCUUUUCCUCCUUCUCCUUCCCCUGUUCUGAUCCCCUUCCCUUCCCUUUUUUCCCCUCCCACCUUCCCUGCCUCCUAAGCAAGCGGCUGGUGUGCUCUGGGCUGGCUCUCUGGAGUGUCACUGUUGGUCUUUCCCCUCAGUGAUUCUCUUCCUUUGGGCCCCCCUGAACCCCCAGGGAUGAGGAGUAGGGCUACUUUCCCAGCUCCUUCGGGCCAACCUCAUUCCCUUCCAACUGGAGUGGAGGGUCAUUCUUCUUGGCUGCUGUUUUCUUCUGGAAACAGAGGCAGGGAGAAAGGAAGUCGCCUGCCCACUGUAUUUGGGGGGAGGUGUGAGAAAGAAGGCCAAAGUCUCUGCCAAUCAUCCCGCCAGCCCACUCCUCAACAAAGUGGGCCUGCUCUCUGUCCCAACUGCCUGAAGUUGGGUGUGGCUAGUGGGAUGCUAAACCAUGGGUGACUGCUUCCCAGAAAGCUUAGGGCAAGGCAACAUUAAGCACACCUAGGGAACUAAGGGGCAAGUCUCUGGUUCCUAAUGAAAUUGACCUGACCUAAAGAAAGUAUGGGGAACAAGUUAAGGAAACAGCCAUUCAUUGGAAAAUGUAAAAGAAACCAACCUCCACAUUCUCACCCCUCCACACCCUCCCGCUUCCAUACAGGAGCUUUGGGAGUGAUGGCUCCCCUGCCUUUCACUGCUGAACAGGGCCCCAAUAAACUAGGGUUCCAAGCUUACAUUACGGAGGAAAGAUCCGGGCCAGUGUUUCAAAGGUCAUAGUUCUUUCCUGGGGUUUCCCAGUUUGAAAGCUGGUCUGAUAAAACAGGUCAAAUUUGAAGGGUCUGAGGUCGUUCCUCUCCCUCUAGAAAAUGGCUACCAUGGAGGUCCCUUCUGGAGCAUAUACACACCCUGUCUUUAUCUAUUUUUCCCACAUUCUCUCAUACCUUCCAGAGCCUAGAACUUGCCUGGGGAGACACAGCAGGGAUUUAGGGGCUUACCCUUGGUUUCUCCUCGUCUUCCUGACCUCUUUCCCCCUCCUUUCUCUGGGCAGGCAGCAAUUGCUCAGGGGCAGGAAACACCACUGAUGUUCCCUCUAUAAUGUGGCUACCCCAAUUCAGUUGACCUGCAUCGCCUCUUCCUUCCCUCACUGGCCCAUUAAUCCUGCUGACUCAAGGCAGAGCUGGCAAACCUGCUGGGGAACAUCCCAGGGUCAGAUGGAAGCUCAGCUAAUCCCCAACUGAAUGCUAGUGCCAUCCCAGUGAGCCAGCCACUGGGAAGGGAGGAGGUUUUCCACCCCUUCUCAUCCUCAGCAUACUGGGUGGACCGAGUUAACUGUGAGCCAAAGCCAGGGCUGCUGAGUGGCAGAGGGCUUCUGGCUGCUUUAGAGGGAACUGAGUGGACUUUUCUUGUUAGGAAGGGAAAUCACUGGAAGAGGACCUCACUCUUCCUCCUCACCUGCCAGAACUAGGGAAAGGCCACAUUUUUUUUGGUUUUUGUUUUUUGCCCUGCUGGCUUAAGGGAAUGUUCCCACCAUCUAGCCAGGGGCUGUCACCACUGGGCCUUGAGGGAUUUCAGAGCAUCUUCCCUUGUAUUCCCCUGGCUUUGCUGCUGUCUUACUGGGAGGGCCAGCCCCAUGGUUGGGCUGGGGCUUGGAGGGAGCAGCUUGUUUUCUGUCUGGGUUUUAAGAAUAAACAGGCCUGGAUAGAAGGUUCAAAACAGGUCUGAAAAUCCAGGCUUUUGAGCUGUUCGUUCCAGCAGGAAAGAAAUAGUUAUGUCCAUGUUUAGUUUAGAUCUGCUGGCCUUUUGUGGACCUCCCCCUAAGAGAGGUCUGUUGGGAAUUUUAAUCCCACCAGACAUCACAAAAUAAGUACAAUGAAAACGGCUUGUCUCUUCUAACAAAUGUUCAGUGGAGACCCUGUGCUCCAACCCUGUACAAGGCCAGAUGGGGUCCUGGCAUCUUGUCUUGACUCUCAGGGGGAAGGAACACUCUUUGAGAAGAUGGCAAAGCUCAAAGCAAAAGAAUAUAUUUGCAAACAAUUAAAAAUGGACUCGGGACUGACAGACCCUGAAUUCCCAUUAGUCCUUGCUCUGUGGGCAGACUAACAAAUUCUUCUGGGUGCCUUCUAUGGGUUCUAAUCAGUAUUGAGAGUGAGUCUGCCUCCACUCCUCCUUAUUGCUUCUCUACAGCCUCUCUGACUAGAGGGAGCAGCUGGUGGAAGAGCCGAGGACCCAGACCCAGCAGGAGAAUUGACGAUUUACUGUGGGACUGCAUUUCUGUGCUUCAGUUGGAGAAGAAAAAUUUGUUUCGUUUUUGUUUUUUCUCUGGGGGCUUUCUUGUUAAGGGGCCCGCGUGUUGGGUGAAAGUAAUUUGAAUGUAUUUGAUUUAGGUGUUGUUUUGUUUUUUUUUUUUUAAUUAGAUUAAAAGAUGGUUGCAGCAUUUAAAAUAGAAACUUUCCCCUUGGUUUGCUUGUAUCCUGAAUGUUCUCUUCAAAAGUUCAGGUCAUACAAGCCAGAGCAAGAAAUUGAACGAAAUAAGAUGGCUGUGUUACUUGUAGUGGUUUAGGGAGAGGGCCACCCCUCCGAGCUCUGGCGCCACUGACUUGCUGUGUGACCCUGGGCAAGUCGCUUAAUUUUACUAUUCUGUGCCUCAGUUUCCCUGUCUGUUAAAAAUAGGGAUAAUAAUACUGACCUACCUCACAGGGCAGUUGUGAGGCGGGACUAAUGUUUGUAAAGCACCUUGGAAUCCUUCAGCUGAGGGAGUUUCCUACAAGAUACGGGGACCUCUAGAAACCUGGCUCGGGGUAGAGAUGGAGUGGCUGAGCUGAGCAUGUUGGGAAGGGAGUGGAUUGGGGGGAAAGGGGGUGAAGCUGGAGAGCUCAGCAACUCUGUUGCUAUGGAAACGUGAACAGGAUACCUUUUCCUGGGUUGGGAAUUUUUUUCCUUUAUUUUGGAUUGUAGUAUCUGUGACCUGCGAAAAAUAAUUUUGGAAUAAUUUCUAUUAAUAUUGACUCUAAAGUCAUUUACUGAUCUGAGAUUGUGUUUGUUCAUAAUAAAAGUGAAGUGAAUCUGAA
Messenger RNA from Sarcophilus harrisii (Tasmanian devil), 4876 nucleotides. It is a transcript of the gene SCD, whose product is annotated as stearoyl-CoA desaturase. Gene Ontology annotation, biological process: response to fatty acid; unsaturated fatty acid biosynthetic process. The coding region runs from base 533 to 1624 and encodes 363 amino acids. Gene Ontology annotation, cellular component: endoplasmic reticulum membrane. The transcript has 6 exons. The record is from RefSeq and is a predicted model, not a curated record. Gene Ontology annotation, molecular function: iron ion binding; palmitoyl-CoA 9-desaturase activity; stearoyl-CoA 9-desaturase activity. NCBI's taxonomy places the organism in Eukaryota, Metazoa, Chordata, Mammalia, Dasyuromorphia, Dasyuridae.